CGGCCCCCACUCCCCUCUUACCCGGUUCCUAGGCCACGUUCAUUUUCCUCGAAAAGGAUAUAUGUAAAUUUUCCCGGAAAACCGAAUCAAAUCAUUACCUACUCUAGUUUUGACAGCCUCGGUUGGGUGGAACACUCUGGUAGUUGCAGUGGCAGCCAUGGCAGCAGAAGGUUCGAUCCAGAAAUCAGAGGAAGAGUGGCGCGCUAUUCUCUCUCCGGAGCAGUUCCGAAUUCUACGGCAGAAAGGAACAGAGUUGCAAGGCACUGGGGAAUAUGACAAGUUUUAUGGAGAUGGGAUCUACAACUGUGGUGGUUGUGGGACACCGCUCUAUAAAUCCACUACUAAAUUCAACUCUGGUUGUGGCUGGCCUGCUUUCUACGAGGGACUCCCCGGAGCCAUAAAUCGUACUCCCGACCCAGAUGGGAGGAGAACAGAAAUUACAUGUGCAGCUUGUGGGGGACAUUUAGGCCAUGUCUUUAAGGGUGAGGGAUUCUCAACGCCUACUGAUGAACGCCACUGUGUCAAUAGCGUUUCGAUCAAGUUUGCCCCUGCGAAUUCUUCUGCUUCCAGCUGAAUUAUGUGGACUUGGUGUUUGUGAUGCAAAGACAAUGUUCAGGUUCAGGAUUGCAAUAAUAAUUAUGCAAGAAAAGUGGUUGAAUAAGAGAGACAUUGUUGCCUUUAUCGUUCUUAACUUCUUAUAAGUGGUGGAAUAAUAGCGUUUCUAUUGUCUUGACACCCAA
Messenger RNA from Vitis riparia (riverbank grape), 740 nucleotides. RefSeq names its product peptide methionine sulfoxide reductase B5. The transcript has 3 exons. Gene Ontology annotation, molecular function: peptide-methionine (R)-S-oxide reductase activity. Bases 158 to 574 code for a protein of 138 amino acids. The record is from RefSeq and is a predicted model, not a curated record. Lineage: Eukaryota; Viridiplantae; Streptophyta; Magnoliopsida; Vitales; Vitaceae. Gene Ontology annotation, biological process: protein repair; response to oxidative stress.